AAAAUAUAUAAAUAAAAAAGAUAAUUUAGAUUAUAUUAGAAAGAGUUUAUUAUUUGUUUGUUUACUUUAAUUAUGGAUCAGGAUAUUUUUGAAAUUAGAAAUUUUAGGUUGGUUCCUCCAAAAAAUUAGAUAAAAACUUAGAGCACCACUAGACAUCCGCUAUAGGGUAUUUAACAGGGAAUGGAUUAUGUGAUAGUUGAUGGAGAGAAACUGCAACCAACAGAAGACUUUGGGACAGUUUACGUUGGUGAAUAAUUGAAAGCUAUGGCUUAGAUUAGAUACAAGCAAGGUUAUAAUUAGGUUCUUGAUUAUGUUAAUAUCGAAAUUAUUGUGCAAAAGUAAGAUGAUAAAAAGCCAACUAAAAUUGCAGAAGCAAGAGUUAAAGACAUUAAAGGUGGAGAUGAUAUUAAUGUUCCUUUCAGUCUAAAAAUAGAGCAGGAAAAAUAAUACAAUAUUGCAUUUUUUAUUAAAUAUAAGGCAAAACCAUUUAUAAAUAAUCCAUCAAGCGCUCCAAUAAUUCCAGAGAAUCAAAAAACUAGACAAUAUAGAAUAUCUCCAAAGCUACCCUUUUUAAUAGAAAAGAGCGUUAUUUCUGAUUUAUAUCCAACUUACUAUUUGGAGUACUCUCUCUAGGCAAAAACUUAAAUUGAUUUUCUCUUUAAAACUGUUUCCUUUAUUCCAGAGGACUUGUUUGAAUCAUAGCUCAUAUCACUAGAUUCUAGUGGACUAGUUUGUUUGAAGCCAGAAGAAAAAGAAAAAAUCAUAUUUAAGGUGGAUGUAAAACCUUAUGCUAUGGAUGAAUACAAAAAUCUAUUUCUUAGAGAUUAAGCAACAAUUAGUCUUGGGAGUUUAUUUUUAGAAUGGGGUAUUUGUGGUGCUUAUAUGAAUAAAUCUGAAGAAGUUCCUUUGGAAAAAUACGAUAUCGAGUUAUAAUUUGCUGAAAAACCUGAACUUUCAAUCAAAAAAAUUUCCAAAUGCAGGCUUAUUGUUAGCAAUCCCACUAGAUAAAUAAGAAAAGCUAAAAUCUUUUUAAACAACUUUGAUAUGGAUGGGAUCAAAGUUUUAGGCUUAGAUAAUUCUAUAGUCACAUUCUCUGAGGAAAAUUAGUAUCAAUUUGAACUAGGAGUUCAUCUCCUCCCAUUAGGGCCAGGAAUUUAAUUUAUCAAAGGUCUGAAUUUUAGAGUUGAAAAUACAAAUAAAAAUUGCACUAUCAGAAAAAUGCUAUAAGUCCUUGUUAAAACACAAGACGAACUUCUUUAAUUUCCCAGUCAAUAAAAUAGAAUGAACGAAGUAAUAGAUUUCUUUGCUGAUAACUUUGAUUCUACUAAUAACUAAGUUUCACAAUAAAGCACUUAAGCAACCUAAUAUUAGCCUAAGAUGCAAGAAAAUGAUGACAUUCAAGAUUUUUUUACUGAUACAACCAGUCAGGCUGCCAACAACGUUUAUGCUUUUAAUUCAAAUUAAAACCAGCAAAAUACGUAAUAUCAAUAAAAUAAUAACAACGUUAAUAACAGUAACAGUAACAAAUAAAAUUUGGAUUCGAUUUUCGACGAUAAUCUACUUGAUUUUGACAGCACUAAUUCUUAGCCAGGGGCAAACUUCAACAGUAGCAAUAAUAAUUAUAAUAAUAACAACAACAAUAACAACAUUAAUAGCAGUUAAAAUAACUCUAACAAUAAUAUUAAUAACUAAUUUAAUAAUAAUUUCUAAAAUAAUAAUGAAAAUAAUUAUAAUAAUAAUAACAAUAAUUUAGAUUUAUUGUGA
Tetrahymena thermophila SB210 is the source of this 1764-nucleotide messenger RNA. RefSeq lists its product as hypothetical. Lineage: Eukaryota; Ciliophora; Oligohymenophorea; Hymenostomatida; Tetrahymenidae. The transcript is spliced from 6 exons. The record is from RefSeq and is a predicted model, not a curated record.